AUGGCCAAUCCCUAUCAUUUUCGUCGCUAUUCGGUACACUGUUGGUUGUUGCUAUUUGUAGUAUUAUAUACGCUUGGCGGUGGUCUCAUUUUUCACGAACUGGAAAGUGAUGCAUCAAAAUCCUAUUGGAAUGGACAAAUUACAAAAACAAAUUUAUGUAUUACAGAGAUCUUAAGAAAAUUGAAAAAUUAUUCGGAUGAAACGGUGAAAAACAUUGAACGUUGCUGGAAAGUUGGUAUUGAUGAAAGAGUGGAAUGGAACUAUGUUACUUCAACUCUCUACGGAUUUGGCAUCAUUACAACAUUGGGUUACAGUCGCCUUGUACCAAUAACAACAACUGGUCGAUUGUUUUCCAUAGCUUACGGUAUACUGGGUAUACCGGUAACAAUGAUUGUAAUUGCUGUUUACGGUCGCCAUUUGAAUACUUUUGCUGCAAAUUGGAAACAAAAGUUGGUAACUUUUCAAACAAAAAAUUGGGGUAGAGAAGGAAACUUGAAAAAGAAUAAGGAUCGAAAGACAGAGGAAACGGAAGAAACGUCAUCUGGGUUUGCGACAGUUAUAUUUCUUAUAACUUUUCUGGUUUAUAUGAUAUUCGGUGCUUUACUGUUACCUCUUUUAAAUGGCAAGAUAGAUUUUGUCGACGGUUUAUAUUAUAAUUUUCUUUGCUUAACAGCAAUUGACUUUGGUCAACUCAUACCUAAUAGAAUUGCAUUUUUACCGAUAACAUUUGUAUAUAUAUGUGUUGGACUUGCCCUGGCAACUACUGCAAUCGACGAUGGUUCAAAGUAUGUCCGGAAAUUGCAGCAUCUUGGUGAAAGGAUCAAAAAUGUUGCUGCAACGAAAAUUUGGUUUGGUGGUAAAACAUUAAAAGUAGGAGAAGUAUUACGUGCGGUGGUUAAGAAAUGUGGUGUAGAAGUGUCGGUUAUUGACAAAAUUGAUUUAGAUACUCUUAUCGAAGAAACUAUUGCACAAAAUGAAGGCAAACUACCACCUCCAUUCACUGAUGAAGAAAAUCCAGUAUCAUCACCUCAAGCUACGGUCAAAUCACCGUCACCAACAGAGGAACCCCUUAAAAUGUGA
Loa loa (African eye worm) is the source of this 1080-nucleotide messenger RNA. RefSeq lists its product as hypothetical. Gene Ontology annotation, cellular component: membrane. Lineage: Eukaryota; Metazoa; Nematoda; Chromadorea; Rhabditida; Onchocercidae. The record is from RefSeq and is a predicted model, not a curated record. The transcript has 10 exons. Gene Ontology annotation, biological process: stabilization of membrane potential; potassium ion transmembrane transport. Bases 1 to 1080 code for a protein of 359 amino acids. Gene Ontology annotation, molecular function: potassium ion leak channel activity.